Messenger RNA from Merops nubicus (carmine bee-eater), 1020 nucleotides. It is a transcript of the gene ASB3, whose product is annotated as ankyrin repeat and SOCS box containing 3. The record is from RefSeq and is a predicted model, not a curated record. Gene Ontology annotation, cellular component: cytoplasm. NCBI's taxonomy places the organism in Eukaryota, Metazoa, Chordata, Aves, Coraciiformes, Meropidae. The transcript is spliced from 6 exons. The annotation marks the transcript as partial. Gene Ontology annotation, molecular function: protein binding.
AUGGAUUUUACAGAAGCUUACUCUGAUCGAUGUUCUGCCGUGGGGCUUGCAGCCAGAGAAGGAAAUGUUAAAUUGCUGAGGAAACUAAUAAAGCAGGGAUACAGCAUAGAUGUUCCAGAUAACAGACGGUGGGUGCCAAUCCAUGAAGCAGCAGCUAACAAUGCCAGUGAAUGCCUGAGGCUGCUAAUUCGUGCAGCUUCAUCUGAUGACUACCUGAAGGCCAGGACACAUGAGGGGUUUUGUGCCCUGCACCUCUCAGCACGCCGCGGCUCCGUGGACAGCAUCCGUGUUCUUCUGGAGGCUGGGGCUAACCCCAACGAGCUUACCAUUGAAGCAACCACCCCACUCUUCAUAGCUGUUGAAAACUGGCGUCCACACGCUGUAAGGUUUCUGCUCCAGCACGGAGCAAGCGUUCAAGGGCCUCAUUGUUGGUCUGGAUGGAAUUCUUUGCACCAAGCUUCCUAUCAGGGAAGCACUGAGAUAAUGCAAAUACUCCUGGAGGAAGGAGCAGACAAAGAAUGUAAGGAUGACUUUGGAAUUACACCUUUGUUUGUUGCUGCUCAGUAUGGAAGGCUGGAGAGUUUAAGACUGCUGGUGUGCCACGGUGCAGAUGUGAACUGCCAGGCCAAGGACAGGGCCACCCCCCUGCUGAUCGCCGCGCAGGAGGGGCACACCGAGUGCGUGGAGCUGCUCUUGGCCACGGGGGCAGACCCCAACCUCUACUGCAACGAGGACUGCUGGCAGCUCCCCAUCCACGCAGCAGCAGAGAUGGGCCACAAGAAGAUAUUAGAGCUGCUGAUACCAGUUACUGACAGGACCUGUGACAGAGGCAAAGGCAAAGUGAGCCCUGUCUAUUCAGCAGUCUAUGGGGGUCAUGAGGAGUGUUUGGCCAUGUUACUCAGAGAAGGCUACAGCCCAGAUGCUCAGGAGUGCCUUAAUUUCAAAUGCAGAUCACCCAUGUGUAUGGUCUUCCAGAAGGAGUAAGUAAACCUCUUACUUUUUGAAGCUAUUCAUAAUUAU